AUGGCCGCGACGCCGCCUCAACAAUCCCUCCGCUCCUCGGAGCCUCCUUCGAAGGCAGGCGCCCCGAAGGCCAGUGCGAGCAAGGUGAAGACCAAAAAGCCGUCACCUGUGGAGAGAGAUCUGGAUUGGCCUCGGGCCGAACGAGCGGAUCCACGGGAUCCCAGGACCUUGGGCCCACCGUGCAAUGGGCUUCACCAGGAGGCCCUUCCAGGACGGGGAAGCCCAAGUGGAGCCAACGGCCAUGCCAUGUGGAGGGCAUGCCGAGUGUGCGGACUCCGGAUCCUCUAUGUGCCUCGGAUCGGAGCGCAUGGGCUAUCUCGCAAGGCGGGACCGCUGAGCGCCGACACGGCUCAGGCAGUCAAAGAGUUGCCUCCGCCGAGUGUCACAGAGCCAGCUGUGGUGAUCGAAGGGGAUCUGGAUGGAUAUCCCGACAAUCCGAAGCCGGCUCUGGAGUACCAGGACCUUCGGACCCUGUCGAACGACGACCGGAAGCACGAACCGGGACCUCCAGCGAAGUCAGCGGCACCGAUGCCAAAGGGUGCUGCCCCGAGCAACGGUGCGGUGGAUCUCACCGACGAGCAGAUGCCUCCCCAUCCGGGGAGGAAGUCUCGGAGAGAGGUGCAGGCGGCGGAGGAGCUGGAGUUCCAGAGUCGAGACACGCCGAAUGGCCAGGGCGUGGAGGAUCUUGAACCCGAUGCGGAGGCAUGCUGGAUGGCCCGGGAUGACAAGAUGCAGAUCGAGGCCCAGGCCAAGGAUGCCUGUCACAGAGCAGUGUUCACUUUUUCCAUGCUCGAGAAGAUUCUCAUGUUGACCUUUGAGUGUGCAAAAGGCAAGUCCCGUAGCACGGUCCAUAAGUCCGAGGGAAAGAUUUGCAAUCACCUCUAUGGCUUCUAUGUGUUCGGUGGCUUCUCUGGUAUUACCAAUCGCACCCAGGAGUUCCCCGAGGUCACAGAUAUUUCGGAGACGGACCGCUACGACCAGGAUUCCCAUGUCUUCAACUUGGUAAUCGAGCUGUGUGCCGUGCCGGAGGGGAUGUUUGAGAAUGUCAUGAAGAAGCAUCAGGUUCCCAUUUGCAAUGUGAACGCACAGGGUAGACCGCAGUCUCAAUUAUGCACUACCAAGGGACUGGGUGAUCGACAGCUUGACCCCGGAAAACUUCAAGUGGAUCCUGUGCGGGAACCUCGCAACUUCAAGAGUUUCCGAAAGGCAGUUCAGAGUGGACUCAUGUUCAUGAAUCAGCAGUUGAAGCGAGGAGGGAGUGUGUGCCUUGAAUGCCCUGUUGAUUCUGCUGUGUUUCGACUACCAGAAUUCAAAGGCUUUCUUAAUAUGCUGGCCCGACAGGGAAUGAUGUAUGUGACCCGGACCAAGAACCACAAGGUGAUCUGCACCUCCUCCGUGAUGUCUAAAGUGCUUCAUGUUGAGUCCAACCAAGAGCUACCCGAAGUGUAUCACCGCGUUUCCGCCCUCUUCUCAGGUAAACAUGAUGCCUUCUUUGAGGGCGAACCGGUUUUCACUGCGGAUGCCUCCGAGAUCCUUCAGGACCUUGAUCUGAAAGAGUUAGAGUCUCUUACGCACAUUGCCAUGCAGUUGCAUCGCAAAAUGGGUCAUCCCGGAAACAGACUUUUGGUUCGAAAUUUGAAGGCGCGUGGAGCAGAUCAGAAACUGUUGGCUGUGGCAUCACAACUCAAAUGUGAAGAGUGUUACGAGGGACAGUUCAAGAAUCUUCAACCAGUUGUGAACCUCGAGAAAGAAGACACUCUGUGGGCCACUGUGCAGAUAGAUGCGUUCACGAUGAAGAUUGCAAAAGCUGUGUGUCAUUUCAUCUUGUAUGUCGACGAAGCUUCGGGAUAUGCGGUUGUAGAUGAGAUCAUGCGACAUCCAGCAGACAGCAACGAGAACAUAAGCACAGCCCAGUUCCUCAAAUCCCUGCACAUGAGAUGGAUUCAGUAUUUUGGGAUACCCACCGUGAUCAAGUUGGACUUGGAAGGGGCGUUCCGUGGAAUCCAGUUGAGAGACUGGUGUGGAACAAGGGGAGUGCGUUUGGAGCAUGCCCCAGCGGAGUUCCAUCAGUCAAUUGGGGAUGUUGAGAGGCAGAUUGGCUUCUUGAGACACAAGAUAGAAGUUUUCCUUCGUCAUGAGCCACACGACCCAUCAAUUGUUGCUGCUUCCAUGGUUGGAGCACACAACCACCUGGCAAGAGUUCAUGGAUUUUCUCCUGCACAAUGGGCCUUAGGUCGAGACCUGCAAGCUUCUGGCCAUGCCAAUCCUGGACCAGGAGAGGAUGUUGCCAUCGGUACUAUGAACACAUCAGGUACCGACUUGCAUUCGUCAAUGGUGCUGAGAAAACGGGCCGAACAGGCUUUUCGAGAGCAGCGGGAGAAAGACCUUGCCUCCCGAGCGCUGAAUGCUCGAACCCGGAGCAGUGAAAUCUUCACACCGGGAGAUUUGAUAUACUACCGUCGACUUAAAGAACCGGCUGACCAAGCAGCCAACUCGAUCGUCGACAAAUCGAGAAUGAGAAUAGGCCGCUUCUACGGACCGGGACGGGUCCUUGCCAGCGAGACCAAGGUCGAGCCGGAUGGGAGAAAGGCCUCACAUAUGAUCUGGAUCAUCAGCCAAGGGCGCUUGAAAAAGUGCCACUCUUCACAACUCCGUCAUGCGACGGAACAGGAGAGGUUGAUCUCCAAGGCCUUUGAACAACAAUCUAUGCCAUGGACCUUGUCGGCUUUGACCAGGCUUUUGGACAAAGGAGAAUACGAUGAUGAAACGGUUCCUCCACCAUCCGAGCGGAAGCGAGGGAGGAGCCGAACUCCUGGAAGAGCUGCAUCUCGAGGCAGACUCCCUAUGAAUGAAGACCCGGAGCCAUCUGUCCCUGAACCUCAUCUUCCUCCUCCUGACGCUGAAUCUGAGCCCGAGCUGAUUCCCGUACCACCUCCAACGACCUCACGGUCGCGGAGUCCAGUGCCUCCAACCCAGGACUAUGAGGAGCCUCCAGUUCCGGCACAGAGUUUGGUUGUUGAGGAUUUGUUGCACGACGUGAACUAUCUUCCUUCGUUUUCUGGACACCAGUGGACAGCGAGACCUCGCAAGGGAAACCGAAGGAUGCGCCGUGGGUUGCAACAAACGGCCUUGGACAAGGAGGAGGCCGAACAGUCCGUGUUCUCGGUUGUGAUCGAUGCUCCGGACUCUGAAGAAGGGUGGAAAAGAAUAGUGAAAGAUCCACGAAAAUUUGUUUCUAAGUCCAUCCAGAAGGGCGUGGAAGUCAACUGGCAGAAACUGUCUCCAGAACAACAAAGGGCGAUGGCAGAGGCGAAAGCGCUUGAAGUUGACCAGUGGAUCUCGACCCAAGCCUGUGAGGCGGUGCGCCAUGUGGUUCCGGAUUCCCAACUUCUCCGAAUGAGAUGGGUUUUGACCUUUAAAAGUGCUGGCAGUGACACCGCGAAUGCCAGCAAGAUGAAAGCCAAGGCGCGCAUAGUUAUCCUUGGAUUCUCUGACCCCCACUUGCUUGAAGUCGAGACAGCAUCACCAGCAAUGUCUCGGUUGAGCAGACAACUUUUCCUGCAGAUGUGCUCUACCCGACGGUGGAGAGCACUGAAGGCAGACGUGAAAAGUGCGUUCUUGCAGGCUGAACUUGCAGAGGCGAUGAACCUGAGACCUCAAGACCGAGACAAGAAGAUCGUCGUGGGCAUCAUCACCAGCCACGUGGACGAUUUUCUCCUCGGCGGCGAGGAAGACGAUGAUACUUGGAAUACUUUCGUCGAGGCUUUCCAUGCUGCAUAUAAGUGGUCACCGUGGGACCUCAAGCAGAUUCCUGUUCCUCGAGAAGAGAGGCCCAUGUCCGAAUCCGAGAUGUCUCAGGGUGAUGCUAUCAACCUCUCCAAGAGCUUCGAGAGCACCCGCAAGACUGCCGGUUACCUGGUUAUCGCCCUCAGUCAACACAUCCAGGAGCAAGAGACAACGCUCCUUUGGUGCGAUUCAGACCAUCAGUUAGCGGACGGCAUGACGAAAAGCCAGAAGCAGGAUUGCAUCAAGAAGCUGUUGCUGUCUGGUGUGUGGAGGUUGAGAUUCGAUGAUGCCUUUAUUAGUGCCAAGAAACGCCGAAGCAUGCUGGCGUCUGAAGACUGA
Molecule: messenger RNA, 4125 nt
Organism: Symbiodinium necroappetens
Lineage: Eukaryota; Dinophyceae; Suessiales; Symbiodiniaceae
Source: the annotation of a GenBank genome assembly